Molecule: messenger RNA, 869 nt
Organism: Linum tenue
Lineage: Eukaryota; Viridiplantae; Streptophyta; Magnoliopsida; Malpighiales; Linaceae
Source: the annotation of a GenBank genome assembly
AGAGCAAGUGCCAAUUAGCCGUAUGAGACAAAAGGAUGAGGCUUUUGCUGCUCACCGUUCAUCCAAGAUAAAACCCUUUUUUUUUCCUGCAAAAACUGAAAACCAAGAUAUAACACCAGAAAGAAGAAAGAGAGGGGGGAGAGAGGCCUUUCAUUUUGGAGCAAAGGGAACCCAGAAACAACAGGGGAGAUAAUCUUGGAAACAAACCAGAGAGGAAAAAAAAAUGGCACUCAGGAUUUGGGCAUCUUCCACUGCCAAUGCUCUAGGCCUCUCUGUUGCUUCCAAAGCUCCAGCCCUGGCGCCUCUGUCCAGAUGCUUCUCCUCUGUUCUGGACGGCUUAAAGUAUGCAAAGUCGCACGAGUGGGUGAAGCAUGAAGGUUCUGUUGCUCUUGUUGGCAUCACAGAUCAUGCUCAGGAUCACUUGGGGGAAGUGGUGUUCGUGGAGUUGCCGGAGGUAGGCGCUGCCGUGAGCCAAGGCGGCAGCUUUGCUAACAUUGAGAGUGUGAAGGCAACCAGCGAUGUGAACUCCCCCGUCUCCGGCGAGGUCGUGGAAGUCAACGACAAGCUCGGUGAAGCCCCAGGCCUGGUGAAUUCGAGCCCAUAUGAAGACGGGUGGAUGAUAAAGGUGAAGCCCAGCAACCCAUCGGAGCUGGAAAGCUUGAUGGGCCCAAAGGACUACACUAAAUUCUGCGAGGAAGAAGAUGCUGCUCAUUGAUUUUUCAAGUGCUUUUAUGUAAAAACUGCAAAAAAUUGUCUCCCCCCCGUUUUGUUGGACUAACUUGGCAUUUGCAUUACAAUCUCGACGUGUUAUUUUGGGAUUCACAAUCACAAGAUAAUAUAACGAAAUAAAUAGUCAUUCCUUUUCUCCC